UACCCAUUGAUGAAUGCUUUCAAUUGCAGUCAAGUGACAGAACUGUUGAACCGGACGGGCAUACCGUCAGUGCAUUUGUUAGGCCCGCGUCCGGCCACUCAUUUGGACCGAAGGAGUGGUCGGGGAGUCUCUAAUCGACUGAAAGCUUUGGAGUAUUUGCGGCAGAAGUACACGAAUACGAGUGAAGAAGGGGUCAUAUAUUUCGCGGACGACGACAACGCCUAUGAUAUCAGGAUUUUCGAGGAAAUGAGAGCAACCAAAAGGGUGUCUAUGUUUCCGGUGGGACUCAUCGCCAAAUUGGGUCUCUCAACGCCUAUAGUCAGCAAUGAAACGGCAAAAAUCAUCGGUUUUCACGACCCCUUCAUAAGUCGUCGUAAAUAUGCUGUAGAUAUGGCCGGAUUUGCCGUCAAUUUACAGCUAUUCCUCAACAAACCAAAGGCAACGAUGCCUUACAAAGUGGGCUAUGAAGAGGACUACUUCAUCAAAAGUCUUGGCGUCCAGUUCCAUGAUCUCGAGCCCAUGGCUAACAACUGCACUCAGAUCCUCGUGUGGCACACGAAGACAUCUGCAGGAAUUGCACCCAACUAUGCAUACCUCACGCAUCAUAAGGACUACAACACCACAAACUUACCACAACUUUACGACAAUGUAUUCAAAUCAAUGGGACUGUAGUUUGCAAAGUGAACACCAAUUGUAAUAAUUAACUCAAAUUUAGUGCCAAUUAAUUUCAUUCAAUACUUAAUAUUUAUUUAUUUAUUAAUUGAUAAUAAAAUAUACGACAAAAUGAC
This is a messenger RNA of Oppiella nova, 788 nucleotides long. The record is from the annotation of a GenBank genome assembly. Lineage: Eukaryota; Metazoa; Arthropoda; Arachnida; Sarcoptiformes; Oppiidae.